This is a messenger RNA of Fonsecaea erecta, 4353 nucleotides long. RefSeq lists its product as hypothetical. The transcript has a single exon. Gene Ontology annotation, cellular component: TORC1 complex; cytoplasm. NCBI's taxonomy places the organism in Eukaryota, Fungi, Ascomycota, Eurotiomycetes, Chaetothyriales, Herpotrichiellaceae. Gene Ontology annotation, biological process: cellular response to amino acid stimulus; TOR signaling; positive regulation of protein serine/threonine kinase activity. Gene Ontology annotation, molecular function: protein-macromolecule adaptor activity; protein binding. The record is from RefSeq and is a predicted model, not a curated record. The coding region runs from base 1 to 4353 and encodes 1450 amino acids.
AUGGCUUCUCACAAUGGCCCAGUGUCUGGCGGGUUGGGGCGUCUUGACGUGAACCGCCGCAGACCUGCAACUCAAGAAGGGGACCAGUCUACACCUCACGAUAUGCUCGAAGAUGGGGUCCGCUUUCCCUCGAGCUCCGUCCUCAAACAGUCGUCGCUGCUCAGUACCCCCAGUCGAGGACAGCAAAACGGGCAGUCCACACCAAGAAUAAUACCUCAAGAGGCGGAAGACUACUUGACAGCGAGACCCAGUGCCUUACUACAGCGUACCAAGAGCGACCUUGGACCACGGCGCAAAGAGGGACUUGCGCCGACGAAAGCCACCGGAGAAGAUAAGCAGGCGCACAUUCGGCAUGGCUGGGAUGAUGAGUACACGUCGAACGAAUACCUGUCACUGUUACACUCGACAUUUUACAUGUACUACACGGAAAAGCGCCAUGAAAGCAAUGGUUCGUUGUCGGAGGAAUCCAAACAGUUUCCCAGCGUGGACUGGCGCAUGAAAGAUCGUAUGAAGACCGUUUCUGCAGCCUUGGCCAUCUGUCUCAACAUCGGUGUGGACCCUCCUGAUGUGAUCAAGACGAAUCCCACGGCAAAGCUCGAAGCCUGGGUCGACCCGACGGGAAGUAGUGGAGGGACGACCAAGACGAUGGAGCAAAUCGGUAAACGCCUGCAGGAGCAGUACGAGUCCCUAAGUCUGCGGACAAGAUACAAGCAGUACCUCGAUCCCUCAAUUGACGAAACGAAACGGUUUUGCAUUUCCUUGCGUCGUAAUGCGAAGGAUGAGAGGGUGCUUUUUCACUACAACGGCCACGGCGUGCCGCUGCCUACUCCCUCGGGAGAAAUUUGGGUCUUCAACAAGAACUACACUCAGUAUAUCCCGGUGGGGCUUUACGACCUGCAGGCGUGGCUGGGAGGGCCCAGUUUGUUUGUCUAUGAUGUCUCUCACGCUGGAAAUAUUGUCUACAACUUCGACACGUUUCUGGCCAAGCAUGAAAAGGAAGCCGAGGAGCUCAAGAAACGAGAUCCGAACGCCCCUGUCCAGAACUAUGGAGAUUGCAUCCAGUUGGCGGCUUGUGGGAGAACUGAGAUGUUGCCCACCAAUCCAGAUCUGCCCGCUGAUCUGUUCACGUGUUGCUUGACGACGCCGAUAGAUAUUGCCCUGAGAUACUUUGUGUUGCAAAAUCCACUCCCCAACGGACCUGCCAUUGAAGAUGGAAAAAUACCUGUUCCCGGCAGGUUACAGGACAGACGAAGCCCUUUGGGAGAGCUCAACUGGAUCUUUACAGCCAUCACUGACACGAUCGCUUGGAAUAUCCUGCCACGACAUUUGUUCAAGAAGCUUUUCCGUCAAGAUCUUAUGGUUGCAGCACUGUUUCGCAAUUUCUUAUUGAGUGAACGUAUAAUGAGGGCAAAUCAUUGCCACCCUAUAUCGUCGCCACCCUUGCCAGAGACACACCGACAUCCUCUCUGGCAAAGUUGGGACCUGGCCAUGGAGAUGGUGUUGGCGCAGCUUCCCAUGCUCCGUGAAGCCGAAGAAGGGAAACGAGUCUAUGAAUACCAACACUCGACAUUCUUCUCGGAGCAGCUUACAGCUUUCGAGGUGUAUCUCAGCUCGGGCCCUACCAAAGAUCGUGCGCCGGACCAGUUGCCGAUCGUUCUGCAAGUUCUCCUCAGCCAAGUGCACCGACUGCGCGCUUUGAUUCUGCUCAGCAAAUUCCUGGAUCUCGGACCGUGGGCCGUUCAUCUAGCUUUGAGCAUUGGAAUCUUCCCUUAUGUAGUGAAGCUUCUCCAAGCAGCCUCGUUAGAGCUCAAGCCGGUGAUGGUCUUCAUCUGGGCGCGAAUCAUGGCGGUCGACUACACGGUGCAGAACGAUUUGCUCAAAGACAACGGCAUUCACUAUUUUAUUUCCAUCAUGAAUCCGCGGUCGGACAUCCCGGUCGGCAAUGCCAGCGAGCAUCGAGCCAUGUGUGCAUUCAUAGUCGCCACGUUCUGCAAGAGAUAUCCUCCGGGGCAGACAGUCUGCCUGUUGCCCGAGCUUUUCAAUGCCUGUUUGCUCAACAUGGCUGAGCCUGAAAAUCCCUUGCUCCGGCAAUGGUCUUGUUUGUGUCUCAGCAUGCUGUGGUGCGAGUAUGCGGAUGCGAAAUGGAUGGGUAUCCGUUGCAUGGCUCACGCCAGACUCUGUGAACUGUCACUUGAUCCCGUUCCCGAAGUUCGAGCCGCCAUGCUCCAUGCUCUAACCAACUUCCUCGGCAUUCCAGACCUCACUGAUCAGGUGUCCCAGAUCGAGGAAGGCAUUGCCUCUUCGGUCCUUUUCAUGACAGCGGAUGGCAGCACGUUGGUGAGGAAAGAGCUGGUUGUCUUUCUGUCCCAUUUUGUGAAGCGCUACCAGAACAAGUUUGUCGUGGCUGCGUUAGAGCAACUCGUGGAUGAGAGAGACAGACAUCCGUACAAGCAGUCCCAGUCGAGCGGCUUUGGAAGUGGCGACUCUUCCAAGUGCAUGCCCGUCUCUGCAAACACAAUUUAUGGCUCGAUUUGGAUUCAGAUCUUGAUCUUGUCGGCCGACCCACAUCCAGAAAUUGCGCGGAAUGCCUCGAUCAUUGUAGAUCACGUGCAUGAGACAUUGCUCAAUACGCCCAUGAAUCAGGAGGCUAUGGCGGUCACUGAUGACCUGCUGCGGUUCGCGAAACAGGAAGAGUCCCAGGUCAAGAAAGUUCCAUCCCGGGACUCACUCAGGCUGGUCGACAAACAGCCCGGCACUCCUCCUCCGACAUUGGCGAAGCAGCAGAGCUACCUGUCGCUCAGUCUGAAGAGGGCAGGCAGCUCGCUCCGCAACCUCGCCUUUGGUACGGGCUCUCCUAACCCGUCAGCCUCUUCCAAGGAAAACAGUCCUCAAACAUCUCCCACCAAAACGAGAGAACUGGUUCAACCUGUGAACACUCCUAGAAGUCGCCUCCCACCUGAGUGGAGCCGUCCCCCGGAAACAUCUGAUGCGAGAAACACCCCCGGAACGUAUCACUCUGCCGUUCUGCCUACCUCGGCGGGUUUCGUUCCUCUAGACCUGGGUAAGCGACCUGGCUUUCCACUUCAGAGUUCUUUGCUAGACUGGUCCACCGAAUACUUCCGCGAACCGCAAAUGAGACCCAAUGACCCGGACGAGCCCGGCUCUGCCGACUACAAUUCGAGGCUUUGGCGGCGCAACCGCAACGAAAAGAUCAUCGCCGACAAUCAGCCCCUGAAAAGCGUCGCGGGGAGCUCCAAAUGGACUCGCUACGAAGGGUUUCUCAACAACCAAAGUCAGCCCAUGAAGCUGACGUUCCAUCAAUUUGACAACCACCUUGCCGUCACCGACGACAAAGACACGGUCACUGUUUGGGAUUUUCAGAACAACGAACAACUGAGUCGAUUCAGCAAUGGAAAUCCCACAGGAAGCCGAAUCAAUGACGCCAAGUUCUUGAAUGAGGAUGAUCAGCCUCUUUUGAUGGUGGGUAGUUCCGACGGGGUACUCAAGGUCUAUCGGAACUAUCAAAGUUCUACGGACGUCAAGGUGAUCACUGCAUUCAGAGCCUUGACGGAGCUGAUCCCGAGCAACAAGAAUGCCGGGCUGGUCUUUGACUGGCAACAAGGGCAGGGCAAAGCGCUCGUGGCAGGGGACGUCAAAGUUAUCAAAGUGUGGAACGCCGCGACGGAGCUUUGCGUCGGGGACAUUCCGGCACGCAGCUCUAGCUGCGUCACCAGCCUGACUAGCGACCAGGUGGCAGGACAGAUCUUCAUCGCAGGGUUUGGAGACGGGGUGAUCCGCGUCUUCGACCAGCGGCUCAAUCCUCGGACUGCGAUGGUCAGGCUCUGGCGCGAGCAUCGACAGUGGAUAACGAAUAUUCACAUGCAACGUGGUGGCGUGCGGGAACUGAUUUCUGGAAGCCGGAAUGGUGAGGUGAAGCUGUGGGAUCUGCGGAAUGACAAGUCCGUUCUGACGUUGAAUGCGACAUCGUCGACUCCUUCGCCCUUGAAGCUCGAACAUGGCCGAGAUGGUGCGAGCAAUCUUGGGAGUACCAGCUCCGCAGCAUCCCUGCUGGCAGGAGGUUCGACGACCCUGCUCCGCAGUCUCUCCGUCCAUGAACACGCUCCGGUUUUUGCUGUGGGCACCGACAAACACGAAGUGAAAUCGUUCAAUACGAACGGGGACACAUUGGGGACCUUUGAACCCUCAAGCAGUCGGAUGGCGCAUGUUGUGGGCGGCAGUCUUGCGGGCAGGGGGCAUCAGGCUCCAAUAGUGGCGACGGCAUAUCAUCCGCACCGCAUGUUGCUGGCGUGUGCAGCUUUAGGCGAUGGACACGUGAGUUUGGUAACUUACUGA